AUGGGCAUUUUGAAGCAGGGUCAAAGCAUGAAGAGCAAUGUCGUUCCUCUUAGCGACGAUGGAAGCAACAGCCGUUAUCAAAACAAAAUCAAUCUGUCGUGUCCAGGAUCAAGAGGUGUAUCGUUUACGACCGCCAGAGGCAAAAUUUGGCUGAUCUUAGUCAUCAAUUUAUCAAUCAUCAUCAUGUUUAUUUUCGUGAGCUCCUCCUGCUUGUUGUUUUUGAAUAGAGACAUUGUAGUCAAUUACUCACAAGAGCAAGAGAAGCAGCCUGUGACUCCGACAAAUAAGCUUGAUAAAAAGAGAAUCGCACAAGUGGCUACACAAAUCUUGAUCUGGUAG
This is a messenger RNA of Plasmopara halstedii, 339 nucleotides long. RefSeq lists its product as uncharacterized. Bases 1 to 339 code for a protein of 112 amino acids. The transcript has 4 exons. The record is from RefSeq and is a predicted model, not a curated record. NCBI's taxonomy places the organism in Eukaryota, Oomycota, Peronosporomycetes, Peronosporales, Peronosporaceae.